Messenger RNA from Candidula unifasciata, 1506 nucleotides. The record is from the annotation of a GenBank genome assembly. NCBI's taxonomy places the organism in Eukaryota, Metazoa, Mollusca, Gastropoda, Stylommatophora, Geomitridae.
AUGAAAACCUCGAAUGAUUUACGACACGGUCCAAAUAGACAGCUGUCACCGUUAGAUCGCACAACACACCAGCACAAGAAUAUCAAGCACAAUAUGCAGCAGAUCGACCGCAGUGAGGAAUUCGAUAAGUGGCGACGCUGUGUCAAAUGCCACCAACCAUUAGUGAAGCCCAAAGCCCUGCCUUGUUUACAUACCAUCUGCUUGCAUUGUUUGAGGAUUCACUACCAGACGGUCCGGGCACAGAUUUCACUGCAAGCAGAACAAAAACCAGAGAAGUACAAUUUCUUUGCCUGGGAAGGUUGUUUCCCCUGUCCCGUCUGUCUGUACCCAUGUUACACGCUGAAUGGUGAACUUGAAUCAUUUCCUACAAACACAUGGCUGUUGCGAUUGACCUACAGGGAGCGGCUUCGAUGGCUGAAAGAAAAUCGACAGUCCUCUACAUCAACAUCAGUAGCUCAACAAGAGAUGGCACACCGAGCUAAUGUUGCUGUUUCAAACCCCAGGACAGCACAAAACGUGGAUUUGACACAGGACAGCUCUGAAAUUGUGUACAACAAGGAUCUACAGUCCCAUCUAGAUCAUGUGACUCGAGAGUGCCAGGGAAGGGACAGUAUUCUGCUUACAAAUGAGGAUCAGCCUACUACUGGUAAUACAAAUGCUGAAAAGUUGUAUCAGUAUGACCUUCGACAUGGAGAGGAUGUUCUGGAGAUGCGGCACCCAAAUGCGAUUGCUGUUAGCACACACACAGGACAUGUGGUUGUGGUCGACACCACCUGGAACAAAGCUGUCCUCUACAAGACUCAUCGCAAACCAUUCAGCUACAAGGCAUUUCACCACCCAAUUAUUGACGUCUGCUUUUGUCCUCCAUCAAAAAAGGAUCGCACAGAACGGUUUUGUGCGAUGGGACGUCGGGCAGAUGUGAAAGGAAUUAUGGUUUACACGGCUCCUUUUGAUAAAGAUCCUAACAAUUUUAAAUGCACAUACCAGAAAAAUAUCCGAGAUGUUAGUGGAUUGCUGGUAAUUGAUCCUGACAUUUUGUUUAUGUCUUUGUGUUAUGCUAACACUGUCAUCCGGCAGGUGAACGCAAGCCAGUUUGUGGAUCUAGCCACACAUUCCCAUCACGGGAUUUACUACCCGACCCAUCUGACCCACACCGUGGUAGGCGAGGUUGUUGUGAGUGACACUGGAAACCACAGAAUUGGGGUCUUUUAUGGUCCUGAAUAUUUAGCAUAUGACUUUUAUGGACAGUUUGGAAGUGAGUAUGGAAACUUCUUCUAUCCAUUUGGUGUAGCUGCAGAUAACAGUCGGCAUUUAUACAUCUGUGACAGUAAUAACUAUCGGGUACAGGUUUUCGACAGGUAUUUUCGGUUCCAGAGUUGUGCUAUUGAGAAAACUUAUCUCAUGGGGCAGUCCGUCAGCCAAGAUGUGAAGCCUAUUGAUUGUGCAGUCAACAGCCGUCAGCAUCUUGUGGUUCUGUUCCGUGGGAGAGCUUUCAUGUCCCUGCAG